UACGUACUCAUCCGAGUGUCGGCUACAGUAUAAGAAUUGUGUGGACAAGACUGACGUUAAAGUGGUAUGUCAAGGACGUUGCCCAUGCAAAUCCACAGAUUUCAAUGAUGCCGUCGGUCACGUUACUAUGCCGGCACCCGAGCCGCUGAAAAAGACGGAGAUGAGGAACGAGGGUUGGUUGGAUGAUCCCAGUGGUGGACGAGAAAACGAUAUCAACGUUCAUAAACCAGCUAAGACAAAGUUGUCCAGCAGCGUCUGCUCCAAAAAAGAAAUGAAGGAACUGCGUUUUCGAUUAAACGAGUGGUUUUAUACAGUGUUCCGGCAAAAAGUCGAAGAAGGAAGCCCUGAAGAUUUCGUACAAAAUCCAGUUUGUCAAAAUGGACCGCAUCAUGCCGUUCUGAGCUGGAUUUUUCUUUAUUUCGAUGAUAAUAAGGACAACAGCUUGAGCCUGCGAGAAUUGUUUGACCUGGAAGCGGACAAAUAUGAGCGCUGUAUAAAUCCGCUUUUAGAGUUUUGCGAUAAGAACAGCGAUUUGGAAAUUUCUGGAGUUGAGUGGUGCCAUUGCUUUCAAGGAAAAGGAGGCGCUAAAACUUUGAGCCGUCGGCAUUACUGAGGCUAUGACGCAUUGCUCCCUCUGGACGACACAUCAUCGGUAUCGGUGGAUUGGUGAAACAGUCGGAUGAUACGCUUUGUGCAAUACGAUAAAUUUAGAAUGGUUGGGUGACUUGGGUCCCGUUCUCUUAUUUUCUCCAAAGUACAGUAAUCUCCACGUUUUUUACUACACGUGCCGUAAUCUCUUACUGUGCCAAAUUGUUUGCGAAUUUCCUCUUGACAGCAUAGCUGCUGCUGAUCCGAUGAUGUAAAAUGUAAAAAGUAUGCUAAUGCUUGGCUUAAUGUUGGAAUAUUGUUUUUAUUUGUGUUUAUUUGUUUCUGUAAUCAGCAGUCAACUGUGCCUACAAAUUGAGCAAAA
Paramacrobiotus metropolitanus is the source of this 970-nucleotide messenger RNA. Its product is annotated as testican-1-like. Bases 128 to 613 code for a protein of 161 amino acids. Gene Ontology annotation, molecular function: calcium ion binding. The record is from RefSeq and is a predicted model, not a curated record. NCBI's taxonomy places the organism in Eukaryota, Metazoa, Tardigrada, Eutardigrada, Parachela, Macrobiotidae. The transcript has 4 exons.